UGGGAGUCCCCUGACAGAUGCAGGCUUGGCCCUCCUCAACCCUGCUCUCUCCAUCCACCCCUCGCUGGUGGCUCUGGAUCUAGGAGACUGCAUGCUGGGUGAUGAAGGCAUCAACCUUAUCUGUGGGCUCCUGCCGCCUGACGGGGCCAAGUCCGGCCUCAAAGAGCUAACGCUGAGCGCCAACCCAGGAAUCACAAGCAAAGGCUGGGGACGCCUGGCUAUUGCCGUGGCUCACAGCUCACAGCUCCGCGUGCUAAACCUGGACUACAACCCCCUAGGUGACCAGGUAGCAGGGAUGCUUGCUGUUGCUGUGGCCUCCAGUCGAACCCUUGAAGUUCUGGACUUGGAGGGAACGGGACUUACCAACCACUCAGCCCAGACCUUGCUGGACAUGGUAGAGAAUUACCCCACAGCCCUACGGACACUCAUCCUGGCAGAGAACAACAUUAGUCCCGAGCUGCAGCAGCAGAUCUCUGACCUGCUCUCAGAGGGUGAGGAAGAAGAGGAGCCGGAGGCUCAUGAAGUCACAGCCAGAGAGAAGAACCCCUGGAUCUGCCAGAACAAUUCCAGCUCCCAGAUGGUCCUGAUGACGUCAGGUCUUGGUGACAGCCUCUUAGCAGAAACAGAAAUGUAGCUGGGCUACCCUGCCUGCUUCUGCCGAGAAGAACACCGUGCCCGCUGGUGGAGCAUGCGUCCACCAGCCCCCCUGCCUCAGGUGGGCUGCCCCAGCCAUCUUCUCACACAUUUCACGUCCUGUCGAUGCCUCCCUCGGCUCGCCAAGUGCUGGAGCCUGGUCUGAGCAAAUCUCUACACACGUCUCUGUGUUGUCACACGCCCCGUCGGCUGCUUGUGAUUGUGCAGUUGCUGCAUGUGUAGCUCACGCUGCCCUGUCUCUCCCCCCGUGCCCAGCUGUGCCUGCAGGGCACAGGCUGUAUUUAUUCAGAUGUGUAUAAAAGAUGUUCUUUCUAUUGCUUGUACUGCUGUCACGAUGAGAGUUUUAUAAAGGUCACAGACGUGGCAC
Molecule: messenger RNA, 1021 nt
Organism: Antrostomus carolinensis (chuck-will's-widow)
Lineage: Eukaryota; Metazoa; Chordata; Aves; Caprimulgiformes; Caprimulgidae
Gene: LRRC73
Product: leucine rich repeat containing 73
Exons: 5
Coding region: 92-634 (180 amino acids)
Molecular function (GO): protein binding
Source: RefSeq, a predicted model, not a curated record